Messenger RNA from Magnolia sinica, 843 nucleotides. RefSeq lists its product as uncharacterized. The transcript is spliced from 2 exons. Lineage: Eukaryota; Viridiplantae; Streptophyta; Magnoliopsida; Magnoliales; Magnoliaceae. The record is from RefSeq and is a predicted model, not a curated record. Bases 83 to 505 code for a protein of 140 amino acids.
UCGACCCUCGUCCUCGCCACAUUCUUUUUCCUUCUUUCAUUUCUAGGGUUAGGGUUUUUUGUAGCGUUUCGGGAGAACAGCAAUGGCGACGGCGACAAAAACACCCAUGAGAAAGCCCGUAUUUACGAAGGUGGACCAGCUAAAGCCCGGAACGACUGGCCACACGCUGACAGCGAAGGUGGUGAGCUCCAAGCCCGUGCUGCAGAAGGGCCGAGCAGCGUCCACACACACCCGCCCCACUCGCAUCACCGAAUGCGUUGUCGGUGACGAGACCGGCACCAUCGUUUUCACCGCUCGAAACGAGCAAGUUGACUUGAUGAAGCCAGAUACCACUGUGAUUUUGAGAAAUGCGAAGAUUGAUAUGUUUAAGGGGUCGAUGAGGCUCGCGGUCGACAAGUGGGGUCGAGUUGAAGUCACCGAACCUGCCAAGUUCGUGGUGAAAGAAGAUAACAAUUUGUCCCUUGUUGAGUAUGAAUUGGUGAGCGUCGUGGAUGAGGGACCAUGAUUUCUUUCAUGGGAUGAUGACUUAUAGAGAUGUGGAGGAAGAAGGCAUUGAACCUUUCGAAGCCUGCUUGAGUAAUUGCUGCUGAGUAAAACAGUUUCUAAAGAGUAAUUUGAGGCAGUAUACAAAAUCUCACUAUGGUUAUGAUUUUUUACUUUCUCUUUUUAAAUGUUCCCUCCAUGAACUUGGUAAUUUACAAUGACAGCAGCGGUAGUUUUUUAGGUGUAAAAAGGGAUCAGUGUUUGUUGAUUCUACCAUAUGAACAUAGAGAUGUCCAGCGAACUUAGAAAAGUAAAUGAACUAGUGUUUAUAAUAAGUGUGUGUCAAUUAGUUUUCAUGAA